Messenger RNA from Oppia nitens, 1371 nucleotides. Its product is annotated as G2/mitotic-specific cyclin-B3-like. NCBI's taxonomy places the organism in Eukaryota, Metazoa, Arthropoda, Arachnida, Sarcoptiformes, Oppiidae. The record is from RefSeq and is a predicted model, not a curated record. Gene Ontology annotation, cellular component: cytoplasm; nucleus; cyclin-dependent protein kinase holoenzyme complex. Gene Ontology annotation, biological process: regulation of cyclin-dependent protein serine/threonine kinase activity; mitotic cell cycle phase transition. Bases 105 to 1316 code for a protein of 403 amino acids. The transcript has 7 exons. Gene Ontology annotation, molecular function: cyclin-dependent protein serine/threonine kinase regulator activity.
UAAUUGUCUGAUCUCUUAAUGUUAACAAACAUUUGAUUUAUUUAAACAAUUUUUAUAAUAAUUUAUUUAAUAAUUUUUAGCUAAAGAAGUGGCAAAUCAUCAAAAUGUUGAGACAAAGAGUUUUCACAAACUUAUCAAAUGUUAAGACAGAGACCAACUCUCUGAAGACUAACAAAGCCAUUAAACGCACUCUUGAUGUGUCUCUUAAUAAAGAAUGUCUGAAGAAGAAGAAUAAGUCUGUAAAUACAAUAAACAGUAAUUGUAUUGUUGAUCAAAAUGACGAAAACAAAGAAAUGUUUGAUCCAACGCUUACAAUUGAGAGAAAGGUUAAGGCCAUUGACAUCGGAUCCAAUGUCAAAGAAAUAGACAUCGAAAGGGAACAAAUGGCAGACAUAUCAGAACAAGAAGAAUCACAAUUGAAUGACCAAUCAUUUGAAGCCAAUACCAUCGACUUUCACGAUCCGACUACUUAUUAUUGUCCACCAAAAGAUAUUCCCGACUCUAUUGAAGACUUCGACAAAAGUCAGCUCAAGAGCAUAGACUCGGAACCACAUUAUUCGGCGGAUAUUUUCAGAUAUUACAGGGAAAAGGAGGCCAACAAACCAAUUAAAAAGUAUAUGCAUUCACAGCCAGAGAUCACCAAAGCUAUGCGGUCUGUUCUCGUCGAUUGGAUGGUUGAAGUCCAGGAAAGCUUCGAAUUAAAUCACGAAACAUUAUAUUUAGCCAUCAAACUGAUGGAUCACCUCUUAACGAAAGAGCAGAUACCUAAAGUACAAUUUCAAUUGGUUGGCGCAACUGUCCUCUUAAUUGCUGCAAAAUUUGAUGAACGCAUUCCUCCUGCAAUUGAAGACUUUCUGUACAUUUGUGACGACGCCUAUACCAGAAAUGAUGUUAUUUUGAUGGAAAUGCGAAUCUUGAAAGCAAUAGAUUUUGAUUUAUGUUUUGCCAUUUCUUAUCGAUUUCUUCGCCGAUACGCUCGGUGCGCCAAACUAUCAAUGGAAACAUUAACUUUGGCCCGAUUUAUAUUAGAGAUGUCUCUAAUGGAGUACGAAAUCAUAGAGGAGGCGGACUCUCGAGUGGCGGCCGCAGCUCUCAUGUUAGCUCUCAGAAUGAAAGGACAGACUGAUUGGAACGAAACUCUUGAGUAUUAUUCGGGAUAUAAAUCAAGCGAUCUCUUGAUUUUGAUGUACAGAUUGAAUGAAAUAAUAACAACACAAACGAAAAACAAAACUAUAAGAACUAAAUAUUCUCAUAAAAUAUUCUUCGAAGUGGCCAAUAUAUCACCCCUACCUCGCAUUAAACCCGAAAGAAUGUGAUUUAUAUAAAAGAAAAUCAUUUAACAAAUUAAUUAAUAAAUGCAUUUUAUUAUAU